GGCUCGCCAUAUUGUGUCGCUCGCUGAGGCGGAGAGGCGGCGUCGGCGGCGGUGGGAAAAGCGGGCUGGGGCGGCCGCUGUCGACUCGCCUCAGCCCUGGCUGCCGGGAGAGGAGGAGGCGGCGGCGGCGCCGACGGCGGCAACGACGACGGGCGAGAGAGCCGAGCCGCGGGGAGGGAGCGGGCCGGACACCGAGAGGCGGCGAGCAGCGGGGCCGCCAUGUCUCAGGCUGUGCAGACAAAUGGAACGCAGCCUUUGAGCAAAACAUGGGAGCUCAGCUUGUAUGAACUUCAAAGAACACCUCAGGAAGCAAUAACAGAUGGCUUGGAAAUAGUGGUGUCACCACGAAGCCUCCACAGUGAGCUGAUGUGUCCCAUUUGUUUGGAUAUGUUGAAGAACACCAUGACUACUAAGGAAUGCCUGCAUCGUUUUUGUGCUGAUUGUAUCAUCACAGCCCUGAGAAGUGGGAACAAAGAAUGCCCUACUUGCCGUAAAAAGCUUGUUUCUAAGAGGUCACUGAGACCGGACCCAAACUUUGAUGCCCUUAUCAGUAAAAUUUAUCCAAGUCGUGAUGAAUAUGAAGCCCACCAGGAGAGAGUUCUAGCAAGGAUCAGUAAGCACAAUAACCAGCAGGCUCUGAGCCACAGCAUUGAGGAGGGUCUGAAAAUCCAGGCCCUGAACAGGUUACAGAGAGGCAAGAAGCAACCGAUCGAGAAUGGCAGUGGAGCAGAAGACAAUGGUGACAGCUCGCAUUGUAGUAAUGCUUCAACUCACAGUAAUCAAGAAGCUGGGCCAAGUAACAAAAGGACAAAAACCUCCGAUGAUUCUGGGCUAGAAUUGGAUAAUAAUAAUACGACAGUUGCCAUAGACCCAGUAUUGGAUGGUGCAAGUGAAAUAGAACUAGUUUUCCGACCCCAUCCUACACUAAUGGAAAAUGAUGACAGUGCACAGACAAGGUACAUAAAGACCUCUGGCAAUGCCACAGUUGAUCACUUGUCCAAGUACCUAGCUGUGAGAUUGGCCUUGGAAGAACUCCGAAGCAAAGGAGAGUCAAAUCAGAUGAAUCUUGAAACAGCCAGUGAGAAGCAGUACACAAUUUAUAUUGCUACAGCUAAUGGCCAGUUUACUGUUUUAAAUGGCUCCUUUUCCUUGGAGCUGGUCAGUGAAAAGUACUGGAAAGUGAAUAAGCCCAUGGAGCUGUACUAUGCACCAACAAAGGAACACAAAUAAGACUGACAAAGGCUUUGAGUUGGAACUGUAAUGGCUUUUAUAGCUUUGGUUUACUUUAAAUAAGCGAAACACCAUCUUCUGCAUCGUGGAGAACUGCUUCGAGACUUGGAUUCCUUGAUGAAUACCCUUAUUAUUAGGCAGUAUUUGGUGUGAUAUUUGUAUAUAUUUCCCUGCCCCCUGGAGGACUGAAUGAUCUGUACAUUCCACCAUUGCUGUCCAAUCUGCUUUUUUGAUUUGGUAGCUCUUGUUCCAUGUGCACGAUCUUAGGUGCAGCAAAGAUUCCCUAGGGAUAUGUGUUCAUGCUGACAAGACUUCACAUUGGCAGACAUGUACUAGCACCUUGAGAAGUGUUGACAAGAGGCAACAGAGUUGGUUGUAACGUACUCUUUUCCCUACAGCAAUGUUAAAGCACAUAUGGCCAGAGUAGGCUUGCUGAUAAACUGGCUACCUGUGAUGCUAAAGGAACUGCUGAUGCUGGGGGCCAGAAGGGAUAUUCACGGCAGUAAGUGAACUCUUACACGUUGUUCGUGUAAUGAGUUGUUCCAUUUGUUAAAUUUAAAUAGCUACUUGUAACACCAGUUUGUUUCCACAUAGGCAGCAAACCAGGGAAUGCAUACUUUCCCAUCAGCCCUGGUGCAAUUCUUCUUUCUCUGCCUUUCUUAAGUUAGGGUAACCAGAAACACACUUCACAUUAAGAGAACCAUAGUUAACUUUAACAAAGGUUAAUUUUGGUGUUAAUGUACUGAUUAACAGUUCAGGAGUGAGGGGGAGGGACUGUAGAUUUCUGAGGCUGGCUCACAAUUCCACUGUGCUGUGUGAAGCUAAUGUUAUAAUAUAUGCAUUGGCCUAUUAAGAGGAAAACCAUGAGUACUGAUACAUUUUAGAACUAGUAACCCUUGCUACUAGCUCAGGUGGUUUCAAUAUCAAGUAACUAACUAAAGUAUGGCAAACAUCCCUCUAUACCCGCACACCUUAUAAAUAUGUGGGAUUAUUGAUGUGGAAUCUUCAGUGUUUUAAAGUCAAAGGCACAAAAUCUUUUGCAGAACAAUGAGAGAGAAAGUUCUUCAGAAAUAUUAUUUAUUAGCCAUAUUAACAACACUUGGCACUUACAAUCUUAAUAAAUAAAAUGUAUUUGCAUUUUUAAAUUUCACUUGGGCAUGCUUUCAGUUGUUGGUUGCUGUGUGCAUCAGUAGUUUAUCAUUUUGAGCAUAAUUAUCAUAAACGGUGGUACCUCCGGUUAAGAAUUUAAUUUGUUUCGGAGGUCCUUUCUCAACCCAAAACCGCUCGUAACAUGAGGUGCGCUUUCACUAAUGGCGCCUGUCAGUGCACGACUUCCGCUCACAUCCCGGGGCAAAAGUAGCAACCGGGAGCAUCUACUUCCGGGUUAGCGGAGCUCGUAACACGCAGCGUUCACAAGGGGGAUGAUACAUAAUGCAAUGUUCCACUGUAGUGAAGAAUGCCACCAUUCUGUAAGGACGAAGAUCACUUUCUUCCACUGUAAUCCUUCCUUUCCCACUGCAGUAUAUAGAUAUUUGCCUUUUGUAUUGGGAAAGGGAAUGUUCCUAAUUAGGGUUGAACUUCAAAAUUGCACACUCAAGUGUCUUGCUUUCCCUUAAUAUACUGGCCUUUUAGGAAGACCUUAGGAGGAAACAUGGCUUUCUGCUCUUAACUUUCUUUUAGCACUCCCAUAGGAGAAAACUGUCGUAAAAUGCUCCUGUUAUGAAUAUCUCUUCAAUAUCAGACAUUCCGAAAUUAUGCUAGCAGUAUGUGCCAUGAAUCUUACAGUUACUAGAAGUCUGGGGUGGGAAGGGAAGUUGUACCAUGCCUGUUUUGGUUUUGUUCAGUAUAUUUGGUGUAAUGUACAAUUUAUAUAGAUUGCUAGUGCAUGUCCACUAAAUAUAAUCAGGUUUGUUUUUAUGUGAAAAAAAAUGCUUUUGUAUGGGCAAGUACCUGCAGAGAAACAAAUCUGCAUUGUGAUUUACCCUGUAAGCAGAUGAAGUGUCUGUAAAAUUCUGAAAGCUUAUCUACCUAGGGGAUGUGUGGUGGUCCCAGCUUAGUGUGGGAGAAUGUGAAUUUUUACUUCCAUGUUACAGUGAAUUCACUAAGUAUUUAUAUUUACUUUAAUACAUAAAGUAGCUGUUUUGAUCAAA
Podarcis raffonei (Aeolian wall lizard) is the source of this 3380-nucleotide messenger RNA. It is a transcript of the gene RNF2, whose product is annotated as ring finger protein 2. Gene Ontology annotation, molecular function: chromatin binding; ubiquitin protein ligase activity. The record is from RefSeq and is a predicted model, not a curated record. The coding region runs from base 220 to 1230 and encodes 336 amino acids. The transcript is spliced from 7 exons. Gene Ontology annotation, cellular component: ubiquitin ligase complex; PcG protein complex. Lineage: Eukaryota; Metazoa; Chordata; Lepidosauria; Squamata; Lacertidae.